This is a messenger RNA of Debaryomyces fabryi, 2187 nucleotides long. RefSeq lists its product as uncharacterized. The transcript has a single exon. Lineage: Eukaryota; Fungi; Ascomycota; Pichiomycetes; Serinales; Debaryomycetaceae. The record is from RefSeq and is a predicted model, not a curated record. The coding region runs from base 1 to 2187 and encodes 728 amino acids.
AUGAACAAUCCUAAGAUGCAACCGAAUAAUACCAAUAGCAAUUCCAAUAAUGUAAAUAUAAACAACGGAAACCUGAAGUUGCCGCAAUGGCAGCAGCAGCAACAGCAACCAUUGGCUAAUUAUACGUUACCUGGAGUUAUCAAUUACUUGACGUCGGAAUUUACAGAUCUAGAGAGAUUCAAGAUCAUGACAAAUUUAGAGAAAUCAGAAAUGAAAUAUAAAAUUGUACAAUUGCAAGGGGAGCUUAAUUCAUUGAGAUAUAUCAAUGAAAAGCAAAAGUCCCGUAUAGAUGUGUUAGCAAAAGAAAAUCAAAAAUUGGAAGAUCGAUUGAAAUCUAAGGGGACCGAUAGUCAGUCGGAUAGUGAGACCAAGAGUGAGGGUACAGUUGAAGGCAAUAUUGAAAUACCCGAAAUAGAUUUACUAGAGAUCAAGAAAUCGAGAGCUCAAUUGACAAAAUCCAUGAGACAAGUAUUGCAUUUGCUAAAGACACCUCAUGCGAACAGCAUGAAUGCUUUGAACCUCAAUGAUCCGGCAGAUGAAUUGAAUGAGUAUGACGAUUUAAUAAAGAAUGACAAAUCGGAUCCAUUCUUUUUUUCUGAAAAAGACAAUUCUCAGAAUUCAGAGUACAGUGGACGUAGCCGCAAGUAUAACAAAGACAGCAUAUUUUCGCAAUAUUUGAAUGACAUUCCUUUCAAUUCUCAAAACCAAGGAUCCACUGAAAAAGUUCAAGAUGAUCUAAGUCAGAACAACUUAACUGAAAUUGGAGACAUCAAUGCGAAAAGUAUUCAAUAUUUAACCCAGCCUUCAGAAGAAAAGGAAGAGUUUCCAUCAUCAAAUAAUAAAACAGAAGAAAGUGAUACAGAAACCGUAAUCAUGGAUGAAUCUGAUGGAGAAAAGUUGGAGUUGACCAAAACCAAAUCGAAUCUCGCCAAGAGACUUGACCAUAAUUCAAGUGCAGCUAGUCUCUCUUCCGUCAAAUCAAAUUCAUCUUCCGAAUCAAACAAGAUUACUGAAGAUAUGUAUUCCGUAAAGCCAAACGCCUUAAUUACAACUAAUGAUCCAAAUUAUAAAAAUUGUCGAGUAUUUACUGGUUGCUUGAAUAACACGAUAGUGUAUUUGAACUACGACCACAAAUCGGACGAAAGCUUAGUUUUACUAAAUGUGUGGUCGACUUCAUUAAAUAAAUUGGUUGUUUCAAAAGAAUUCACGGAUACAAUUGUUGAAAAACCUUCAAAUGUUAUUGAUAUAUUCUGUGUUUCACACGAUGAAGUCAACCUGACGAUGUACUUAUUGGCUGUUUAUAAAUCGGGAACUGUUGACCGUAUCAAGCUUAAUGAAAAUUCCCAAAUUUCAAAGCAUUGUAUUCUUAACCUUCCUACCACAACAUUGAACUCGUCUAAGUUGAUUGAAUUCAGCCAUAAGUCUAGUCCUGAAUCUAGAAAUUUUGGUCUUGUUGUAACUGGUUUACAAAAACCUGCCUCGACUCCGUUUAUCAAAAUCUACAAUUUGAUGGUGGACACUAAGAAUGCAAUAGUCGACACCGAAAUUGGGUCAUAUGUCAAAAGCUUCUUUAAGCUACAAAAUUCGCAAGAAUCAGACAUGUUUGAGGCUGUUCACUGGUUUAAAAAUGACGACACUAAAUCUACACCAGAUACAUCGUCACCAAAGUCUAACAAAGGAAAAUCCCACAAAAGAACGGUAUCUUGCACAGAUGUCUCCCUAUCUCCAUAUGAGAUUAUCCUUAAAUUGGGUUACCAGUUAAUCAGAUUCAAUUUCGUCCUGAAAAAAUACUACACUUUGAUCGAUGAUUUGCAUGGAGAUAUUACGAAAGAUUUAUGUUUCAAUGAUCAUUUAGCCCUAUUCGUUGAAUUCAAGGAAGACAACUUUAAAUUAAAAGUGUACGAUUUAGUUAAAGGGACGUCCAUAAGUGAAACCGAUUCUAAUAACUCAUUCUCUGAGAAUUCUAGUCUUAUCCUAGUCAGUGAUGAGAAAAAGUAUGCUAUUGCUAAAUUGGACAGAUCUCAUAUUCAAUUUUACGACUUGAACUUCUCCUUACUACAUCAUAUCAACAUUUCUCCUUUACCCAAUACUUUAUUAUACUCCAACGGUGAAAUAAUUUUAGCCACGGUCUCCAAUAAUUCCAUAGAGAAUUUGGCUAUUUACGAUCUAAACACGUUUACUGCAUAA